AUGAAAGACACUACUGAUACCUACACCAUUGUGGUUCGGGAUAGGUUUUUCAAGCUCACCAAAGCUCAAAUGCAACGAGAUGCGCCUAAUUAUUUCACAUCUCACUUUCUUGAUUCAUCUGGCCAGUGCCUUACUCGCAUAAUGGAAAUAUCUCGCGAUCCAUUCCUGUUCGAGCUAGUCUUGAAGUACCUGAACGGCUACCAGAUCUUUCCUAUUCAUCCCACUCUUGUCCCGCCAUGUUCCACUCCAGAAACCGCAAUCGGAGACUUGCGCGCAGAUGCCGAGUUUUAUCAACUCAAAGAGCUUGUCAACUUGUGCAAAUCAAAAGAGGCACCCAAAUCUGCGCCAACAGUUCGCUUUACAUCCAGCCAAAUCGCAGUUAUCACUGGCUACUUCAACUCAACGGCCGACGGGAUCGCACCUUCCGAGAGUUUUGAGCAAUACAUCUCGCGAUUUUAUCCAACACUUUUAAGCAAAGAGCAUCACAAGGCUGCGUCGGCUGAUAUGCUUACCUUGGCUUCUGCAGCUCCUUCGCAACUGUCCCGGUUCCUGAUCGUAAACGGUUGGUCAGAACGCAUCGUCCGCACAGUAGUGAAGAGGGACAUGAGCUCUGUUGAGCGUUGGGAGCUGCUAGGCUGGAAGAGGGACGUGUCAACACCAGGUGUGCGACAUGUUAUUCUCUUUGUGAAGAUUUGGACUGCCCCUGGGUUUGCAAUCAACUGA
Rhizoctonia solani is the source of this 723-nucleotide messenger RNA. Its product is annotated as The BTB (BR-C, ttk and bab)/POZ (Pox virus and Zinc finger) domain. The transcript is spliced from 2 exons. NCBI's taxonomy places the organism in Eukaryota, Fungi, Basidiomycota, Agaricomycetes, Cantharellales, Ceratobasidiaceae. The record is from RefSeq and is a predicted model, not a curated record. Bases 1 to 723 code for a protein of 240 amino acids.